Molecule: messenger RNA, 1707 nt
Organism: Oppiella nova
Lineage: Eukaryota; Metazoa; Arthropoda; Arachnida; Sarcoptiformes; Oppiidae
Source: the annotation of a GenBank genome assembly
AUGUUUUCGAGCGGCAAAUGGGAAGAUGUGGUCUGCUAUAAGAAGAAUCACGUGUUGUGUCAGAAAUAUGUCGAUUUGAAUCACAUCUCUGUCCAGAAGGCACUCUUCAAAACACAAACACAACUCAAUUAUUUGACAAAAACUUUCGCCGAAUACCGGCAAAGGAGUGAAGAAUUCAUUGAAAGGAAACUCAAUUACUUUGAGGAAGAGUUUCAUUCGUCUCAAGAGAAGAACAGAUUUAUUGAUUCAAAAUUGGAUUUAAUUAACAAUAAGACUGACGUCUCGUUGAGAGAGAUGGCGGCCGCGGAGUUCUAUAUCCGAGAAUUUACUGAUAAUCCGGUGCCCUUAGGCUUCGUUUACGUGCAACUGCCCGGACAGGCAGAGCCCAGUGCUCUCUGGCCUACAGUCAAGUGGACAGACAUUAGUGAGAAUUACAGCGGAUUAUUCUUCCGAGUGUUUGGCAACAACUCUAAACCCUUUUCCGAGAUCCAAGAGGACAGUGCGCCCAGACUUACAGGUGUUGUGUCGCAAGUGAAGCAAAAGACAACAACCCGUAGUUUCAAUGAACAGUUGCGUCCAUUGCUGUUUACCUCAUUUCUAAACAUAUCUGAAGACAAUCCUGAAGGCCUUAAAGUGGGGAAUAACUAUAUUGUCGGCCAGUUUAUAGCCAAAGGUUCGUUCGGACGCAUACAUAGAGGAAAAAACCUCAAGAAUAACGAAGAGGUGGCCAUCAAACUGGAGCCCCAGGAGACCACUGAACCACAGCUGGUCUUAGAGUUUUCGUUCUAUAGGAAACUGAAGGCCGAGGGAACGGCACCUCAAAGAGGAAUUCCAAAGAUUCAUACGUUUGGUCCGUGCGGUAAGUUUCACGCACUGGUUAUGGAUCUGUUUGGGCCCUCCAUUGAGAACGUACACAAGGAAUGCGGUCUUAAAUUCAGUCUCAAGACAACCAUUUAUCUCGUGAACCAAAUGCUGGAACUGUUUGAGUAUUUCCACGGAAAGGGACUCAUAUAUAGGGACACAAAACCAGACAAUUUCCUGUUCGGCCGGUCGGGCACUAAGGACUAUAUGAUAGUCCAUAUGACAGACUUAGGUCUCUGUAAAGACUAUUUGGACGACGAGGGAAAACACUUGUCGUUUUCGACAGGAAAGGGUGUCAUCGGAACCGUACGCUAUAUGUCUAUCAACAACCAUAACGGUGUCCAACAGUGCCGUCGCGAUGAUAUGGAGGCUUUGGGCUAUAUGUGGGUAUUCCUCCUGAAAGGCCAGUUGCCAUGGAUGGGUGUGUCGGCGGACACUACUCGACAGAAAUACAAACUGAUUGGCGAGAAGAAGAAGUCAACCUCUCCUGACGUCCUCUGCGCUGAUAUUCCGCAAGAGUUCGCCAAAUAUCUGAAGGAAGUGCGAGAACUGGACUUCGAGGCCAAACCCAAAUACAAAGAAUACACACAAAUGUUCAGUCGUUUGUUUAAGAAGAGUGGUCUCACCAACGAUAAGUUGCACAAAAUGAACAGACGAUUACUUGUCGUGGUUUGUGUGGUACUGGUGGCCGCUAUAAUGGAGGUGUCGGCCGACGGGCCCCUCAAUGAGAUUAGUUGCGGUAUGGAGUGCAUGAAAUACCAGUCCUGCAAGUUCUCCAUCCUGGCCAAGAAUGAAUGCGCCCAACCCAAGGGAUGCAACUGUGCCCUCAUCGGCAAAAAGAAAUAA